Molecule: messenger RNA, 8681 nt
Organism: Chroicocephalus ridibundus (black-headed gull)
Lineage: Eukaryota; Metazoa; Chordata; Aves; Charadriiformes; Laridae
Gene: CCDC82
Product: coiled-coil domain containing 82
Exons: 8
Coding region: 234-1745 (503 amino acids)
Cellular component (GO): nucleus
Source: RefSeq, a predicted model, not a curated record
GCGCUCGGCCGCCUGGGGUCCGUCUGCAGGGCGGGCAGGCGGGGGUAGGCCCGGCAGCCUCGGUGGGGUGGUCCCUCCCCCGCUGAGGGCAGCGGCGGUGGGUGCCGGGCCGCUCCUCAAGGAGGCCUGCUGCUGCUGCUGCUCAUCCUGAAGGAGCGAUGUGCGCUGCUCCUCAGGAGCAGCGAGGCUCGCUGCCUCAGCUGUAGGCUCCCAGUGUUGGAGGGGGUGAUGGGAUGUGUAGCUGCACUUCAGAGCUGAUUUUUCCUGUUCUUUCAUGCCGAGUGUGGGCAGUUCUGUUUUUCUACAGUUUUCGAGUAAGCCUUACAAUGGAGAUAAAAGCAGUUGUCAGAAGAUAUGAAACAAGAAAUAAGACAGCAGGAACAGAACUGUCAUCCAAAUCUCGAGUUGAUUGGAGACGCACUAAAAGGGAGCUCAUAGUACUUGACAGCGAUGACGAAUCCUCCUGUACCUCUGAGGAGGGAGACCCUACUGCAUCAGAAGAUGAAGUAGAGGAAGAAGAUGAAACUGUUGAGAACAGCCUUUCAGAUCAGGUAGAGAAAAGCCACGAUGGGGAAGGAACAGAAGAUGGUGAGGAAGAGUGCAUCAUGCCUGGAAAGCGUAAAAGGUUGAACACUUCUGUCUUGUAUGACAGUGAUGAUGAAAGUGAGGACAGUGAUAUAGUUGUUAGAAAAGUUUUUGCUAAGCGCCACUGUAUAAUGGAUGAAGAUGAGAGUUCCGAAGAACAGCAGCCUGAUAAAACCUGCCCUACAGGAAGUGUUUCUACUAAUAGGAAACAGAAGGUGUUUGCAAAAUUGAAAGAACUUGCAAAACAAAGAGCAACUCGGAGAUCCUGCAGCAGUGAAAAUUGUGAGGAUUCUAAUGGUGAAUCAGACACAGAAGAGGAACCACUCUGUCACUUCCCCGUCACACCAACAGAAGUUAGUGAAACUGACAGUGACAGCAUGAAAGAUUUUAUAGUAGAGGAAGAUGACGAUGAUGACGAAGACGAAGACAACACAGAGCACAUAAAGAGUAAAAACCAGUCACAACAGAAGAAACUAAAUAUAUCAAAUAGCGAGUUGCUGGCAUACUACAUCCCAAACUUAUCUCGCUGUGAUCAUUAUGUACACUUCAAAAGAAUAGUAAAGGCUUUCCUCAUAAAUGCAAUUGAUGACACUUUUCUGAGCUCAUUAUAUGAUGGAACAAGAAAAAAGAAGUAUGCGAAAGAUAUGUUGCUCUCACUUCAUUAUUUGGAUGACCGCUUCAUUCAGCCUCGUCUUGAGAACUUAAUCUCUAGAAGUCGCUGGAAAGAUCGAUACAAGGAGCGUGUGGAUUGCUACCCAGAUGUUCGCAUAGUCUUGAAAAAUCCAGAAAAUAUAUCUUGUCAGGCCUGUGAAAUGAAUCGGUAUUGUAAAUUUCAUGUGCUGCUCUCUGGAAAGCUUUAUAAUAGUAGAACUUUGGAAGCAGAUGACUUCAUGCCAGAUGACAAGCAGGUUUUGAAGGUUGGCGUGGUGUGUGCAGAUCGUACAAGAGUUUAUCAUAAUUUGAAGCACUUCAAGUACAAAUUGUACGUGGAUUGCAGCUCUGUUACUGAGUUGGAUGGUGUUGAGGAUGAACCAGUCAAAGACACUGUCGAACGGCUUUUCAGCCAGUUGGAAGACAAUGGGUGGAUUCAGAAGAGAUACAAUGAUCUGGAAGACUACAUGAAUGAUGCAGACAGUUUCCAAGAAGAGAAAAUGGAUUAAGGGGCCAUACAGCUCUUUGAAAGAUGAAGUAAAAAUUUGAAUGGCCUGCUCUAUCUGCAUGCACUUUAUCUCUGCUUGGUCUUCAGGAUUCUUUUUAGGCUGUGUUAUGCUUAAAUCCAUAUGCCUUUAAGCUACUGUUGCAGAAUGUGCUCUAUCUUUUUUUUCUCAUCUGUGUCAAUAAUAACCCAAAGUUUUACCAAAUCAGUCCUUCCAGUCUUGCUGCAUAGGUCGCUUUAAGUUUCCUUCUUAAAAGGAAAAUUCUUAAAAAUAUCAUCUGAAUACCUGUUUACUUGUGAAAUAAAAAUUCCACCUACUUAUAUUGAGCUGCAUUGUAGGGAAGGUAGGAGAUGCUUAAACCUUUUGAAGUAGGUAUAUUUGGAAAGGUAGGGCUAUGUUAUACAAGAACGUAUGACUUGUAUCUUACCUUCCUUGUUAUAUGCAAGCAAGUCCAACCAUUUGGAAUGAUAGUUACGAUAAACAGGACCCAAAUGCAAAGAUCUAAUUCCCCUCUGAGGAAUCAGUGUAGACUGUUGCAAGGCAACAGAGGAAGUAUUCUGCAGUCCUGACUACGUUUGCGGCACAAUAGUCAUUCGUCUCUUCAGAGAGUAGGCGAUGAGUCACAUUAUAGGCGUCAUACAGACUGACUCUGUCUUAGCCAUCUAAAUGAACACUUGGGCCCACAGCGCUGUCUCUGAUAAGCAGCUGAGGCAAUUUACUGAGAUCUUAAACAUCAAAUUACGUUGUGCAAACAUAAUCGCAGCAACUUGCAGUAGCUAAAGAAUUAAGAAAAUGGAUUAAUGCGGCCAUGCAAGAUAAGCAAGAAUUCUUCCAAUGCAAUUUAACAGGAAGUAGGAGUUACUCAGAAUCGUGAUGCGUGGCUUACUUGAAUUGCAUGAAGCUCAAAUCAGAGUUCUUUGGGGCCAGGGGAGUAGAUUUUUGAGGAAUUAAGAAGGGAUAAGUACUGUAUUGUCCAUUCUGAAAAAUUGGCCAUGAUCCGGCAAUGUGCACUCGCAGCCCAGACAGCCAACCAUAUCCUGAGCUGCAUCAAAAGAAACGUGGCCAGCAGGUCGAGGGAGGUGACUGCCCCUCUGCUCUGCUCUGGGGAGACCCCACCUGGAGUACUGCGUCCAGCCCUGGGGCCCCGAGUACAGGAAAGACAUGGACCUGUUGGAGCGGGUCCAGAGAAUGGCCACAGAAAUGAUCAGAGGGCUGGAGCACCUCUCCUAUGAGGACAGCUGAGAGAGUUGGGAUUUUUCUGCCUGGAGAAGAGAAGGCUCUGGGGAGACGUCAUUGUGGCCUUCCAGUACUUAAAGGGGGCUUAUAAGAAAGAAGGAGAGGGACUUUUUACCAAGACCUGUAGUGACAGGACAAGGGGUAACAGUUUUAAACUGAAAGAGUGUAGAUUUAGAUGGACGUGAGGAAGAUUUUUUUUACUGUGAGGGUGGUGAGACACUGGAACAGGUUGCUCAGGGAAGUUGUGGAUGCUCCAUCCCUGGAAGUGUUCAAGGCCAGGUUGGAUGGGGCUUUGAGCAGCCUGGUCUAGUGGAAGAUGUCUCUGGCCAGGAUGAUCUUUAAAGGUCUUUUCCAACCCAACUUUGUGCUGUAUAUAAAAUUAAUUAGAUGUAGCCUAAGGUAAGAUGCAGGGAUCAGGGUUUUGAAUCAGGAACUGUUCCUAUAUCCUGCUGUAUGAACAUAUUAGUCUUUUGCGGCUGAGCAACUCGGUAAAAAGGGAAGGUAUUGUUAACACUCUAGAUUCUUUUAAGAAGUUGUUCUCUCAGAAGCAAAACUAAUGAAACCUCAUUUCUCAUGGGUUUGUCCAUAAGAACUCCCCCCUGCAUUCAUUACGUCACUCUACAGGUAACAGAUCUGCUGAUCGGCUAGGUGACUGCUGCCAGGUGUAUCACUUAAUGGUGAAUGUCUGUUGGAUUUUUUCCAUAGAAAUUGUACCUUAUAUUUGUCAUUCAGUACCUUUUUUCCAAAGUUCACUGUAAGAAAUGAACUGCUUUUAUAUUUUAAAGGGUUGAAAUUCAGCAAUGGUUUAUAUGCUAUUAGAGUGAGCUAACACCAGCAGUUCUUACUUGUACCACAUAAAGAUACAAGAUUUACAAGCCAAGAUGAAAAAUCCCAGUAAACAGAUUGAUAUUUACUCUCUGGUAAACUUGUGUUGAAGAUACUAUUUCCACACCUUAAUUGUGAGUUAGAUGUUGAGAGAUAUUAGUUGUUUAGCUUAAAUAAGUAAGUUUUAAUGACAAUAAAUUAAUUAAGGUUAUACUAUGGUGUGAUUUAUGCUGUUUGCCUAGCUAUACUUGCCAUGAGUAGCUAGAUUUGCUGAAGCCUUUAGGCCGCGAUAGAAUUAAUUUUCGUAGUAAUUUUCCUAGCAGCUGGACAGUGCUGUGUUUAGUCUUUCAGUAUAAGAAAAAUGUUGAUAACACACUGAUGUUUUGGUAAUGUUUUCCCUAAGUCUGGGACUUCUCAGUUCCCCAUGUUCUGCCAGCAAGCGCAGGUGCAUGAGAAGCAUAAACCAGAAGAUAUGGAGGCUCCAACCGUCAGCAGAGACUGCAAAUCAACAGGAGCGGUCAGUGGCCUGCCUGGACACAGAGAGGGAAUCCAAGAAGGUGUUAGAAGACCCCAGACCAAAAAUCACCAUUGGACUAAAAGAUGCUUGAACAGUGUGUGAGAGGCAGGUGUAGAGAUAGCAAGGUUUAAGGUCCCUCCCUUUUCGGAGGCACACAGCCCAGACUCACCUUGCUGCUGUAUCUUUCAAUUAAAUUUAUAAAUUUUAUAAUUUUAUAAAAUCUGACACCUGAGGCUCUGCUGCAGGAAACCUAGGGUCGAGCCUGAGGAAGGAGGGAGUGUGCCCGAGUGUGUGUGUGUGUGAGGAGUGGAAAGCAGCACCCGUUGUCUCAUUGGGGUCGCCUGCUGUUGAAGGGACCUUGGUCUGAGCAGUUAAAGACUCGGGUGGUGUGUGCGACUCCUUGGAUGGUGUGUGAAAGCUCGGGCAGCGGCUUCUCCUUUAACAUAGAUAUGUAAAUAUUCUGAGAUUUGAUACAUAGUAUACCUAUCUCCGUGGUUACCAAAGCUGAAGGAACUCUCUUUUCUUUUUCCUUCAUCCCUGUUCUGCUGGGAAUAUUGGUGGGAACACACCCAUCAACUUAAAAGUACUCAGGAAUCUAUCUUAAAUGCAUCCCUUUUAGUAAAAGUAAUGCCCCUCGAUGCUCCACUUCUUUCUGUUAACCAAAUCUCUGUACACUUUAGUUGGCUUCUCUAGAAGAAUAAAAUAACAUCUAUGGUUGGUGUAACUUUAUUCUUACAAAGGAAAACGGUUCUGAAAUAAAAGGGUUUUAUACCACAUAAUGGAGUACGUCCUCUCAGAGCCUUCCUGACUGGUCUUCAUUUCUGCUACCUUGCGAAUUUUCUGAAAACUCAAAGAAUGUACAAUUUUAUUUAAAAAUUUUGCUAUCAGAAUGAAUGGUCAAUUUCUCAUUUUGCCACAUUUAAACCAUCUGCUACCAAGUUAAAAAAAUAUUUUGGCUUGUUGAUUACUGAUAAUAUUUCAAGAAAACAUAUGUUUUGGCUGAAAAUGAAAAUUGGUGAAUUGUUCCAGUGAUUAAUUUUACUCAUUUUUUGAUAUCUACCACAUCCCAGAUCAUGUUUCUCACCUCCUCUUUGCUCACCUAGAAAGUGUGAGCAAUCUACUUCUUUCUUGUUCCUGCAGGGAUUUUUUUCCAGAUCUUCUAUUUUUCUGUUUCGAACAGGGAUACUAAGGUAUUCUCUCAGAGUUUCUUGGAAGAAAGGGCCUUCAUAGCUUUACUAAUUUUGCCUGUGACAUCACCAGUUGGGCUAAGAAAAUGCCUAGAAUUGACAUCACUGAUUUCUGUUUCAGCAGGGAACUGAUGUUUGAUCUGGCUUGGCAGGGGCUGACACAAUGUUUGUGUGUGUGUGUAGUCUCUCUCAUGCUUCGAUAUUCCCCGCAGAGAUUGGAGGAAGUGAUAAUAUUUCUGUGGCUGUUGUCUUACCUGAAGAGUUUCUGCAAGACAGAGGCUGUGAAGUAUCAUUGCAUCAUGUUUACAUUUGUCUUCACCACAGGAAAUUAAACAAUUGUUCAGAAGAGCCGUAUAUGUAAAAAUUUUAGAUCAAAUUUUCCACGGCAGGCUGUAAAUGCUGGCAGUUGUACAGCGUGAAGUACAAAGAGGACUCGUACCCCCCGAGACUUUCUAUAUAUAGAAAUGCUCAGUAAGAAUUUUUCUAGCAGAAAAUCUUUGUGCAAAUAUUUAAUGGUGGGAGAAGUCAGAAAUCUGACCACUCUUUCAUACCUCCUUUUCCACAUUAGAGAAUUUGAGUGGAGUUAAGGGGUGAGAGAAUAUGAUGUUUGUCCUGAUAGGAACAAUUUUAAUUGUCUUCAGUGUUAAUUUUUGAAGUGGUAUCUCUAAUUAAGAUAAAGUACCUGUCUUAAUGGAACAAUGAAGGGAGCUCAGUAUGUGAUUAGACUUGGAGCAGGUGAUUAAUGACCAUCCUUGCAAAUUACUUUAGUUCCUGUAAUGUUUCGAUAAUCUGCUCUAGUGUAAGUUCUGUGACUGGAGCCUAUGAUAAUGUUCACACAAGGUGUUUGUGCACAGGAUCAGCCUUACUAAUGUGAUGUAUUUCGGGGAAAGAAGCCCCUUUUUGUCUAUAUUCGAUGCCCAGUUCUUGGAGGGAAGUACAAAAAGAAGUGAUUUUUCUGCCCAUGUCCCUCAGUUUUUGGAUAGAACAUAAUUUGUGGAUCAAAUGGGAUGUUAAACUUUGCUAGUAGUAGAUAGCUGUUACUGUCAUUUUUUUUCCAACAGUGAAAGCUUCUCCUGUUUCCUAAAAGGAGUUAUUUCUAGCAGUUCAGCAGGCAAUUACAGGCAAUUCCCAUGCUUUAACUCCUCUAGUUUACUUUUAUUUGGAUAAAUAAAGACUUGUAGUUUUAUCCUUCUUUAGGUCUGUCUGGAUAAACAGAGUGGGCGUGUUAGAUAAAUACAUGUAAAUACAAUACCACUCCAAGAGAAAUAUCCAGCACACACAAAAUAGACUUUACAAAGCUGAAUUUCUGAUUCCGCUUUGAGAAAUAAGAAAUACCAUUUUCUAAUCUGAAUUUAGCGGUGAGACAAAAGAACGUAAGAAAGUAUGAUCUACCAACCAAGGAAUAAUAUGAGAAAUACAUGAAAUGGUAUCGCAAGAACCUGGUAAUAACCAUCUCAGUGGCUCCACUUCCCUGAAUAGUUUAUGUGAAUUUUGAUAUUUUUCUGGGUAAUAAGUGAUGGUGUGGGGUUGUUUGGGUUUUUGGGGCGUUUUUCCUGUUGAUUAUUAAAUAAGAUGUAGACACGGUUUCUGUAGAUUGCUCUGGGGAUUAUAUUCUUAAUUAAAAACCUGGUGUGUGUUCAAGAUGCCUUAUGUUACAGGUUACACAGAGCAGUAACUGCAUGCACCUUAUACACAAAAUUUAAAGACAAGAAAACUAACUCAGGUGCAGUGGACUGCGCUCCGAAAGUUAAACAGUUUACCAGGUGAGCUGCAUGGUACGUGAGCCUGCCUAAUUGUGACUACCGCAGGAAAUAACGUCUAGAUGUGGCACUUCAGGGCAUGCUCUAGUGGCAGAGAUUGUAGGUUGUUUGGUUGGACUCGAUGAUCUCAAAGGUCCUUUCCAACCAUGAAGAUUCUAUGAUUCUAUGAAAUACAUGUAUUUAGAACUGCCGUCAUUCAAAAUGGCUAAGAACCCGCACCAAAAAGCAAAUAAUGGAAACGGCUGAAAAUUCAAAACUCAGUUUGCAAAAAUCCUCCCCAGGAUUGAUAUGGAGCAUGUGCCGUUCCAGUGGAGUGAAUAUAACUUUGAAGUCAUGUGAUACAUGUUUUCUAAACACAGAUGAACAAGGUAUGUGCCUAGAUUUAAGCCAGUUCUCAAGUUUUUAAGUGACAUAAGUUCAGCACGGUCUUUUUGUUCCAUUUUUUGGAAGUUAUUAGCACAAUUGGACAUCUAUGGUGAGAAUUCCUGGCUGCAAACCCAGCACAAAUGUUUUGCAGAUCUGGAAGGGGCUGCUGAACUCAGAGUUCUCAGGCAGAAUUUCUGUGUGAAUUCUCAGUGAAUUCACACAGGAAAAAAAAUGGCCAGGCAUGACAGCUUAUGUGAGAUUGCAAUAUCAUGUAAAAUGUCACAAAUUAAUGUCGACAGAAGGAAAAAAAAAAGUAAUUACUUAUUCAGGACCUGGUAUGCUUAUGUUUUAUCAUGUGUGUGUUUAUUAGAACGCCUAUGACACCAAUCGCAAGCGAUUUUACCAUGACGUUGAGAACCAUUUGCUUUUAAAAAAGCUGACAACUAACCAAUCUAGAAAUGCUGGCGGUGUCCAGGGGCUGGUAACUUUCGACAGGGACUUCUGGAGAAAACUUGGAAAAGCUGCGGGAUGGAUUUCGGGUAUUUUCCUUCUCUGAAACGCCAGGGGCAGCAUUUGCUGUAUAUUGAGCAGCACAGCGCUGCAACCAGCUGUCUCUCGCUCUGAAAGGGAUCUGUUAAACCACAAAACAUAUGAGAUGCUGCUUGGCAAAAAAACCCCGUGAAUCUUAAACGUCUUAGGUUAAAAUUCAAAAAUCUUUGUUUUGAAAGCUCGUUCUCUGAGUUCUACAAAAUCUGGUAAGAGAGAGAGGAGUCCUGCAGCUACCCUGGUACCUUCCGGAGCAGCACCACUGAUUUCGUAUUCCCACAGCAACUUUGAAAACCCCAGCCAAGACUUGGUUUAAAACACCCCUGUUUAUUCUCCGUGAGGUUCAUGUGUUAUUGUUACACGUGCAUUCUCUGACUGACCCUCUUAAACACAGCAGGGACAUCUGGGCUAUAAAGAAUGAAUAAGAGCCCUAGCGAGGCCUGAAGAAAAGGUAACAUUGUCCAUUAUUUUACAAACAUUAAAAUUUCAUAUUUUUUCCCAA